AUGCCCCCCAGCACACACAUGAAGGGCGAGGCUGCCAUAGUUGUUGAAGUGGCUUCUCUUCCAUCUGCCACUGCUCUGACUUUGGGUGUGAAUUGGAGAAAGACAACGGAGGCCAGGUGCUCCAGAAAACAGGGAUGCCCUCAGGCCCGCGUGCCCUUGCUUUGGUGGACUUCCUGCUGCUCCCGUCCAGUGGAAGGGGGCAGUUAUCUCUUUGGAGGACUGUUUACAAACUCCCCAUUUUCUCUUCUUUCUCCUGCCCAAUGGCUGUGCUUCGGCACACAUUUAGGUCAUGUGCAGAGCGUAUCUCGCCUCCAGUGGGAGGGAAGUGUACAGGAAAGCCUGCGGAGUGUGAGAAACUCCAGGUGUGCUCUCCCCAUGCUCUCCGCUCCGUGCAGCCUCUCACUCCACUUUCUUUUAUUUUCUCUUUCCCCCCUUUUUUUUUUUUUUGAUAGAGUCUUGCUCUAUCGCCAGGCUGGAGUGCAGUGGUGCUAUCUCGGCUAACUGCAACCUCUGCCUCCCGGGUUCAAGCAAUUCUCCUGCCUCAGCUACCCGAGUAGCUGGGACUACAGGCGCCCGCCACCACGCCAGGCUAAUUUUUGUAUUUUUAGUAUAGACGGGGUUUCACCAUGUUGGCCAAGAUGGUCUUUAUCUCUUGACCUCGUGAUCCGCCCGCCUCAGCCUCCCGAGGUGCUGGGAUUACAGGUGUAAACCACUGUGCUGGCAUUUUUUUUUUUUU
This is a messenger RNA of Gorilla gorilla gorilla (western lowland gorilla), 736 nucleotides long. RefSeq lists its product as uncharacterized. The record is from RefSeq and is a predicted model, not a curated record. Lineage: Eukaryota; Metazoa; Chordata; Mammalia; Primates; Hominidae.